AUGGAGAACGAAGAUCGAGUCAUUGCCGCCGUCGAAGCUGAAGUCAUCGCCGAUCGGACCGAACGCUGCUCGAACCUGCCCGUCACCGCCGACCAGACACUCGCCGUGCACAACACGUCCAAGCGGUGCCGUCGACUCGAAAGUGUGGCACAACACGAAAUGACGCACCGAAUGCUCCUUUUAUUCCUAAUCAUUUCGACGCAAUGCUUCGCCUCCGGCUACCUUCAAGAUUCGUGGGCAAUGUUUUCAUCGGAGAAGCCGACCGGCCCGAAGUGCGUCGACAUCCCGUCAAAUUUGAGCAUCUGCAAUGGAAUCGAGUACGCACAAAUGCGACUACCCAAUCUGCUCGAGCACGAGACGGUCCAUGAGGCGAUACACGCGUCCAAGGACUGGGAGAGCCUCCUUCGUCUCAACUGCCAUCCCGACACUCAGCGAUUUCUGUGCUCGCUGUUCGCACCGGUGUGUUUGAUGCAUAUGGAUCGCGAAAUAUUGCCAUGUCGAUCAUUAUGUCUCGCCGUCAAACAGGGUUGCGAAAGCCGCAUGGCCAACUACGGUUUCCCAUGGCCCGAAAUGCUGUCAUGCGACAAGUAUGUCGACGAUGAUAUGUGCAUCAAACCGGUGGCACCGGCUCAGCCCAUCACAGGUGUAUCGACGACGUGCACCGCGUGCUCACAAGUCGCAACAUAUGAGAAUCUCGUCGAUCAGUUCUGCAGAUCGCAAUUGGUGGUCAAAGGGAAAAUUGGAAAGCUGACGAGCACGUCGAUUUCGGUUCGCAACGGUCGCAGUUUGAAGAAAGGCGAUCGGCGACGAAGUGUUCCCGAGACGGAGAUCCGAUUGUCGAUGGAAUCCGAUGGAUGCCCGUGCAAUAUUACGACAAAGGCCAAGAAUGAGAAGCUUCUCGUCAUGGCGAGCCGACAGUCCGAUGGAAAAUACACGGCAAAUCUGAUAUUGCCAUGGAAAAAGGACAAGAACUUCAAACGCGCAAUCCACCAAUUCCAACGUCUCAAUUGUCAAUCUCUCGGACGCGAAAUCCGCGAAAGCGCUUCCCGAAGGCCGCAUUAUUACGAGAUGAGGAGACAUAACACCGGCCGAUACCAGAUGUUCUAA
Molecule: messenger RNA, 1107 nt
Organism: Caenorhabditis bovis
Lineage: Eukaryota; Metazoa; Nematoda; Chromadorea; Rhabditida; Rhabditidae
Source: the annotation of a GenBank genome assembly